This is a messenger RNA of Microbotryum saponariae, 3927 nucleotides long. NCBI's taxonomy places the organism in Eukaryota, Fungi, Basidiomycota, Microbotryomycetes, Microbotryales, Microbotryaceae. The record is from the annotation of a GenBank genome assembly.
AUGAGGCAAGUACGAGCGAAUGGAGCUCCCCUCCUUCACCUGCAUCCCACUGACUAGUCGUGUGGUUUGAUACAGCGCGACGCGAGCGGGCUUCACCGCGCAGGAUUACGACAACGCCGCCGCGUUUCUCAAGGACUAUCCGCAGCAGAAAUGGCAUGUAUGGAGCGUUCAGAAAGCCUUGUCAAUAGCCGUAAGUCGAAAAGGCUCGCCACACUUGAUAUAUCCAUCACGAGCUGCAUCUCAGCUUGUUUUGGCUUGGCUCGCCCAAACCGAUCGGGCGCCUCAGGCUGACUGGGGGCUGCUCUCCGCUCUGGACCCUUGCGCGUUCACCCCUUAGCAUCCCGAGGUGAGCAGUGUUAGUUCGCAUAGUUGGGUUGACUAAGCGAAAGACUGAACCGUUUCUCACGACCGCGAGCCAUCGCAGCAUACCCAGCAAUCGUGGCAUUCCCAUUGGCGAGCUUCGAACGGUGUAGGCGCGGCCGAAUUAUCCCAGCGCAUAAAGAAACUACGCGAAGCCGAGCGUCAGGCUAGAAAGAAAAGCACCUCGGCUGAUGCAAAGACAUCGUCUGUCGCAUCGACAUCGAAAACGACCGGAUCGGGGCCGAAGGGCGAUCCGGGCCCCUCGGAUUCGGACGACUCGGACGAUUCAGACGACUCUGAUGAUUCCGACGACGACAAGAGCAACAUGCAAGCCGCUAGCAAGACCAAGUACACCCGACAAGACCUGUACAACCUCAUUCGUGAGAUCCACACGGUAACCAAGUCCGGCGGUCUGAAAAGGGACAUUUACGUCAACCUCGCGACCAAGGCAAGUUCCGACUCGCCCUGGUGGGUCACGUCGCUGCCUUCCUUCGCAAGCUAAUCUUCCUUGUCCUGCGUCACCCGCCUUCGUUCGAUUGAGUAGUACCCCGUACACUCGGCGACUUCGUGGCAAACCUACCACCGAGACAACCGUGCCGAGGUCGAUAAGUGGGCCAAAAAUCUAAUCAGCGGCAAGAAGACGAGGAGCGACUUGCUCAAUUGGUUGAACAAACAAAUCGAGGCCGACAAGCACAGGAACCCAAUAUCGCAAGGGACGCAACGAGCAUCACCACCACCACCAUCUGCAGCACGAUCACGUACGAGCAACUCGUCUUUGACGCAACAGGAAGAGACAAAGCCUUUUGCCAACGUCGAUAGGAAGGGCAAAAAGCGGCAGGCGGCGCAGGGUCUCGAAACCGACUCUGACGAUGACGGCGACGCCAGGAGGGCGCGUCGAAAGAGCGAUCAAGCUCGGAGGAAAUCGACCGAGGAGACAGCGACACCGCUAGCAUCAACUGCAGCUUCGACAUCGAACACUGCAAACACCGCGGUGUUCACAGACGCCGACGAGCGAAUGUUGGUGCUGGAGCUGGCUGUCAUUGAGAAUGAGGACCGAGAGCGAUCCGAAGCGUGGCCCGCACUGGCAAAAAAGGUGACUCUCAUCUCGUCCCUAUUCCUGCACAGAGACCGAUGCUCAUCUACUUUUACUAUAUUUAGACUUCUCGACAUACCGCACAACGAUGGAAGGAGUACUUCACCACCAACAAGAUCCGAUUGCUUCCCCGAGUAACGAAUGCGGCGCGUGAUCUUAUGCUUGGCCGAAAACCGACGGUCGAGAAGGAAGCUGCACCGGAGCCAAUACCCACUUCAAGCAAGGCAGCAGCAGCAUCCUUACCGGCACUAGCACCAGAGCCGAUAGUAGCACUACCAGAUUCGGCACUCGGCAAGAGUGAACCCCAGAAGAGCGCCCUGCCAGCGACCAAGCCCCCCGGCAAACCGCUCGUGCCUUUGUCGUCUCUACACCUACCAGCAGCGGAAUCAGCAACACCAACUCUACCGGCGGUAGUAUCAGUAUCAACAUCAACACCAUCAUUAGCACUAGCUCCAGCUGCUCCAACAGUGGAGCAGCUGCAGAGUCCCGAUAUACCACCCGCAGCCACAACGAGUGCUCAGAGCCUUCCCGCAUCGGGACCGAAACAACGCGCACAGACACCCGAGGUCGAUGCUGUCGUCGCUACCUCGACCGCCUCCCCGAUGAAACUUUCGCAACCCAAAGAUACUACGAAAUCCACUUCUCUUAAGACUGCUUCAAUGCCCUCGCUCGAAACCCCCGUGCCUCAAGCAGAAGACUCGACCGGACGCCCCAAAACAACGACACCGGCAAUGUCCCCCACGAAGCAGGUCACGGUACUCACAGCGCCGGUAACACAACCGACGAAUGCGACGACUGAGGCAUCGCCUGAACUCGGAGGCUCGGAUACGGGACCUGCACCUGGCCCGACACAAGCGGGUCCGUCGACUCAAGCCAGGAUGGAUGAUCCCCAGCCCUCGCCUCCGACCCCGAGUGCCACUCCUCCUCCUUGUGUGCCGCAUGCCGAUUUCAGUAGAGACGUAUCUGGUGAUGCGCUGAUGGUAGCGUCGGAGGGCUCCCCGAGACGGCCGUCCCCUUUCCUCGGCGAAAGCCAAGAUUCGGUGCCUACUCUUUCCGCUCAGCUUGGUCCUGCACCUGCUGGCUCGACGACAACGGUUCAAGUUGUCGAAUUUGAAUUGACAAAGACGAAGUUGACCCAGACGACAGUGACGAAUGCUUCUAGUACUGCGGUCCCUAUGGAAGUCUUGUCACAGCUGCAGGACGAGGAUGAUCGAAGGAUGGACGCACAAUUGCAAGCUGCUGCUCUCAACGGCGUUCAUCGACCGCUCGUGCUGCUGGGGACGCCACAACCCGUAGCCGGGGUCAACUGGACGUCCACCACCGGUCCCAACUCGAGUACGAAACCGUUCGAGUCACAUCAAGCCGAGUACGACUUCCUCGAGACGUAUCUCGACUGGCGACAGGUCAACUGGUUCGACGACGCCGAGCAAAAGUUGGAGGAGAGGGAGAAAGCCAAGGCUGCGGUCGAGGAAAGGGAGAGGGAGAGGGUCCGGCUCGCUGCUGAGCAGAUGGUUCGAACGGCUCAGGAGAAGCAACGACGCGACGAACGGCUGAAAGCCCAGAAGGCGGCGGAAAAUAACCGACUGGUUGUGAAGACGAAUCGGGAAUACGAGGCGCGGAUCGCGGCGGAAGCGGCUCAGGAGAUGGCCUCCAGGGUCGCGGAUAUGGAGAGGAGGAAAGCGGCCGAGGAAGCUGCUGACGCGAAAAGGUCUUCUCCGAUGCCUCUGGCGAGGAGGGCGAGUCCGAUGUCUCAGCACCACAGCCCAGAUGCGAUGCGAUCUCCUUCCAUCUCAAGAUUUGGCGGCGAGCCGAUGUCAAGUCGCAAGAGACCGAGGGCAAGUCUGGAGCAGACCUCAUCGCGAAAUGUUACCCCACAACAUCAGCCGUCUUCUCAAAAUGGUACACCGAAACAGCACCCACCCUCACGUCUCCUACCGGAAGAAACAUCGAACGCAAAGCGUCAACGACUUUCGUCGACCCCCCGGCCCUCCCACAGCGGCCCCGCCCCUUGCGCCGCUACACCGCUGUCACCCAAAGUCAAGGUGGAAUCCGACCCGGUCGCAGAAACAUCUGGAGCCGACACCGGGCUAGAAUUGAAGGACAGCAUGAGGGUUUUCGCCAAGCGCUACGGCCUCAAGCAACGCCGCGCCUGCGAUUUGUAUUUCGCCAUCUCGGCCCCUCCUAACUAUGAAGGCCUCGAUCUCGCGUGCCAAUGGUUCACCCGAAGGAAGGACGGGACGUACCCUUUUCGACCUGGACCCGGGACGGAGGAUCAUGACCUGCUCAAGAGAUGGAUCGAGAAGAAUGCGUGGAGCUAUGAUGAUGAUGUCAUUGUUUUGGAUGGGACGCCUGAGGCGCAUGCGCAGAUUGAUCAGCGGAGGGGGAAACGUGCGGCGAGGUACAGGAGGCAGUUCUUAAACGAAUAUGGCGUCUUUUCCGUUAGGGACCUUGAGAAGCGAUGGCCGUUCCUUUGA